Molecule: messenger RNA, 2704 nt
Organism: Lactuca sativa (garden lettuce)
Lineage: Eukaryota; Viridiplantae; Streptophyta; Magnoliopsida; Asterales; Asteraceae
Source: RefSeq, a predicted model, not a curated record
UUAGCUAGGGUUCAGCGAGGGAUAAAAUAUUGUGGCAUAUGGUACGCGUUCAGCGAGAGAACGACGACGGAAAAUUUAUUUGGGGUGCGCGCGUUUUCUUUUUUCUCUUGCUGAAAUUGGCACCCAGUUCCAUCUUCACGAAGGCAGUAUGACGACGCCACUCACCCAAUUCCGGCAACCUCCAUAUCUUUAAAUCUGAAAGUAUUCUUCGUUAACCUCCGAUUCAGUCAUUAUGUCAACACGUAGUGAUAGAGACUGGAUGUACAAAAGGUUAGAUCAUGGGUAUCUUAGCACAACAUAUCAUGCAUCCGUCAAAGGAUUUCUCGAUGUUGCUUUUUCUAAUGAAGAAACCGUUGAUGGGGAUUAUAUUAGAUGUCCUUGUUUUAAAUGCAAGAACAUGUCUUAUAAAACAAGAGGUGAUGUAGAGCUUCACUCGUUACAACGCGGUUUCAUUCCUAAUUACACAACUUGGUGGGCACAUGGUGAAAGAAAUACGAUAUCUGAACAUGAGGAAGAAUCUUCUAAUCCGAUGCAGGAUCCGAUGGAAGAUGAUGAUGAUGAUGAUGUUAAUGGGUGUACACAAAUGUUGAUGGAUGUAAUGGAGGAACUCCCGAAUCCAACUGCCAAGGGGUUCUAUGAUAUGUUAGAAGACGCUGAUGAACCUUUGUGGGAUGGAUGUGAAAAUUAUUCAAAAUUACAAGCUGCAACAGAGUUGUUGCAUUGGAAGUCAGAAUACAAUAUAUCUGAGGCUGCCUAUGAUCACAUACUUCCUAUAAUUAAGCGGAUGCUACCCAAAGGUGAUAAACUAGUUGAGAACUUCUAUGAGAUGAAGAAGCUUUUGAAAAUAAUUAGACUCCCAGAAAAAAAGAUUCAUGCUUGCAAAAACCAUUGCAUGAUAUUCUAUGGGGUAGAUUCUGAUUUGACUAAGUGUCGAGUGUGUGAUCAUGAUCGGUACAAGAGUGGCAGACGACCUUAUCUGGUUAUGAGGUACUUGCCUAUUGCUCCUAGACUCCAAAGGUUGUAUUUGACAAAAAAGACGGCAAAGCAAAUGACAUGGCACUAUGAACAUCAGACAGAACCGGGUUUGAUGGUCCAUCCAAGUGAUGGUGAGGCUUGGAAGCAUUUCGACUCAAUGCAUCCAGAAUUUUCAAGUGAACCACGGAAUGUUCGUCUUGGGCUAUGCACUGAUGGGUUCAGUCCAAAUAACUCAAAUACAACCCCGUAUUCAUGUUGGCCUGUUUUCCUUUGAAUUUAUAACUUGCCUCCUUGGAUGUGCUUAACAGAACCAUAUGUUCAAUUAAGCAUAGUUAUUCCUGGAAAAAAGAGCCCAUGUCAAAAUAUAGAUGUGUUUCUCAGGCCGCUAAUUGACGAGUUAAAGAUGCUAUAUACAGACGGUGUUGUGACUUAUGAUGCUUCGACUAAAUGCAAUUUCACAAUGAAAACUAUACUUCUUUGGACAGUUAGUGACUUUCCUGCUUAUGCAAUGUUAUCAGGAUGGAGCACACAUGGCAAGUUAGCAUGUCCAUAUUGUAUGGGUGAGUCGGGGUCGUUUCGGUUACACCAUGGUAGUAAACCAUGUUGGUUUGACUGCCAUCGAAAUUUUUUACCUGAACAACACACAUAUAGGGGUGACAAAACAGGAUUUCUGGCUAAUAAGGUUGAGCGAUCUAGCCCCCCACCAAUAUUAACCGGUGAUCAGAUUUGGGAGCAAGUACGAAACUUUCCAACUGUUUAUGAAGGCAAACCUUUUAGAGCGAAGAAUGCAAAAUUGCUUGGUUUUGGGAUUACUCAUAUUAACCGGUGAUCAGAUUUGGGAGCAAGUACGAUACUUUGUCAAUGGUUACAAGUUUCAUACUGAAAAAUAUGGUGAUGGACGGGUCACACACAAUAGUGGUGUAUGUGUAAGAGGGACUUGUUACAAUGAGUCUGAGUGUGACUAUUAUGGGUUGUUGGGUGAGGUUUUGGAAGUAGAAUAUCAAGGCAUACGGCGUUGCGUCGUAGUAUUGUUCAAGUGUAUAUGGUUUAACCCUACUGAAGGGGUACGUGUGGAUCGAAAGCAAAAUUUGGUUGAUAUUAAAUACAAAUCAAGGCUAAGAAAUGAAGAUCCAUUUAUCCUAGCGUCACAAGCAGAACAAGUCUAUUAUGCACCAUAUCCUGCAAUGAAGGAUUUGAAAGAUUGGUGGGCUGUCGUCAAGACGAAACCAAGGGGUGUAUAUGAUCUACGACAAUGUGUUACUGAAGAAGAUGAUGAUGAGGAUGAAGAGGACCAAUUCUUUCAAGAAAGUGAAGCGACUUUACCUUCUACAAGUAGCGGUGCAAAUGAGGUGGCAGGACCCCUUUCUCAUGUAAUUGAAGGAGAAAUAAAAGAAGUUAAUGACAAUGACAUUGAGAGAGAAGAGGAUGAAGAAGUUGAUGAUAACUUGGAUGAUUCAUCCGAAGAUGAUAUUGAAGAUGAAAACAUAUGUGAUGAUAAUUCUGAUGAUGAGUAAUUACUAAAAAUGUAGAAUGAAACAAUGUAUUUGGAACUAUAUAUUUUGCCUAAUGGACCUUAUAAAUAACUUUUUAGCUAAAAUGAUCGUUUUCUUUUUCUAUAUACAUUGAAUUUUCAUUUAUUUGUGUAUUAUAGCAUGUUACCUUCUCUUACUUCUAUAAUUUUCUAUUAUAAUACAUACUUGUUCUAACCAAUAGUUUAUUAAUUCUUGAU